AUGGCCGAGCAGAGACCGGUGCUUCCCGCUCCGCUGUGCGCCCUGCAGGACUACUUAGGAGACAGGAGAAUGAGCAGGAGGAGCAGACAUCAGCUUAACCGGAGUCUGACUGAUGGAAACAGGGAGGAUGCUCGGAAGUUUUACCGGAAAGAGGAGACCACCCUCCGUAAAGCUCACACUGCUCUGCUGCCCGAACGGUCCCAAAGGGACGGCGUGAUUCCCACCGAACAAGGUUUUUUUCGAUACGUCUGGCAACUUUGCCCGGAUCUGUUUGUGAGGAGGCAGAAGUCCAGCUGUCGGCAGGUGCCAGCUCACCUGCUGCUGCCCUCCCACUAUCCAUUAAAUCAACAGCUGCAGGAAACAUCUGCAACCGCCACUUACCUCUGUCUACUCUGA
Messenger RNA from Menidia menidia (Atlantic silverside), 396 nucleotides. The record is from the annotation of a GenBank genome assembly. Lineage: Eukaryota; Metazoa; Chordata; Actinopteri; Atheriniformes; Atherinopsidae.